AUGACCUGUGAUAAGUCUGACCAACUGCAAGUAUGAGAGUGUGCGUCGGGCUGCUCAGCAGUAUGGCUUACGGGAAGCAGGUGAGAAUGAUGAGUGGAACCUCUAUUGGACAGACUAUUCAGUCUCACUGGAUCGGGUAAUGGAAAUGAAAAGUUACCAGAAAAUCAACCACUUCCCUGGGAUGAGUGAAAUCUGUAGGAAGGAUCUGCUGGCCAGGAACAUGGCCAGGAUGCUAAAGCUCUUUCCAAAAGAAUUUAACUUCUUUCCCAGGACCUGGUGUCUUCCUGCUGACUACGGAGAUUUGCAGACCUAUAGCAGAUCAAGGAAACAUAAGACAUAUAUCUGUAAGCCCGACUCUGGCUGUCAGGGGAGAGGCAUCUUCAUCACCAGAUCUGUGAAAGACAUAAAACCCGGAGAGGAUAUGAUCUGCCAGCUCUACAUCUCAAGGCCUUUUAUUAUUGAUCGUUUUAAGUUUGAUCUGAGGAUUUAUGUGCUGGUGACAUCAUGUGACCCUCUGAGGAUAUUUGUCUAUAAUGAGGGCCUUGCACGCUUUGCUACAUCAGCCUACUCUGAUCCCUCACACAGCAAUCUGGAGGAUGUCUGCAUGCACCUGACUAAUUAUUCCAUUAACAAGCACAGUACUAAUUUUGUCCGAGAUGAAGAUUCUGGAAGUAAGAGGAAGCUCUCCACCUUUAAUAAGUACAUGCAGAAGCAUGGCUAUGAUACCGACCAGAUGUGGCUGGAUAUAGAAGAUGUUAUUAUUAAAACCCUGAUAUCAGCACAUCCUAUUAUCAAACAUAACUAUCACACUUGCUUCCCCAAUCACACUGUGGGUAGCGCUUGCUUUGAAAUAUUAGGAUUUGAUAUUCUGUUGGAUCACAAACUCAAACCCUGGUUGCUUGAGGUGAACCACUCUCCAAGCUUCACCACUGACUCCUGGUUAGACAAAGAAGUGAAGGACCAGCUGCUGUAUGACACUUUGGUUCUGAUAAAUUUAGGGGCCUGUGACAAGAGAAAAAUCCUAGAUGAAGAGAAACGGCGAGGAAAGGAGAGACUCCUGAAGCAAUGCCGUUCUCGAGAGACCAGGGCUGAGGAGUAUAGGAACUGCCAGGCCACUUGGUUGAAACAAGCUGAGAAAUAUGAGGAGAAAAACAUAGGUGGUUUUCGCAGAAUUUACCCCAAAUCUGAUUUGGACAAAUAUGAUAAGUUUUUCCAGCACAACAAUUCACUCUUUCAGGAGACUGCAGCUUCCAGGGCACGAGAAGAACAUGCUAGACAGCAGCUACAGGAGCUGCGAAUGAAGCAUGAGCAAAAAACAGCCCAUUUGCGAGAGAAGAAGAUAGAGCUGCUGGGGGAGUCUGGAUCUGAGAAGAUAAAGACUUUCAAACAGAAGUUAGCGAGCAGGGCAGCUACAGCACAAGGAUUAAGACAGCAUUAUCUGUGUUCGGAGUCAGGACCUGGCGCUCGUCUCCUGCUUCACAGUUUCUCAGGUGAAAAAGAAACAAAAAAAGAAUUGGUUAAUGGGGAAUCAAGCAUCCCACCAAAAGAGCACCCCAACGCUCACGAGUAUUCAAAUGCACCUGAAAAACAAGCGGUACAGCACUGCAGCUCCAUGCCAAACUUGACAGUGCAGAACUCAACUAGUGCCCUGAACCAGUACAACUCCAACCGUGACCUGAGGGACCGCACAGUACAUGGUCAUCACUCUGCAGCAGAUAUGGACAUCAGAUUAAUACUCCAAACACCAGUGGAUUGUUCCAGAGUAUCAGAUAAUCCAAUUCAUUCUUCUUCAAAACCUUUCCCAACAUUGGCUCAACCUCGGACUGCAAUCACAACAGCAACUGACGUGGUUUACUGUGACAGCACAGUCACUCAGAACUUGGUGCCAUUUGGAUGCCAGAGAGAGCAACUCCAGCCCUAUGUCAGGGAGAACUUGACCUCAUACUCAAAAGUCCAUAGACCAUACAAAAACUUGUUAGAGCCUGACAUAGAAAAGAAACCUAUCUUGGUGUCAGAAUUCUUCAGCAAACUCAGUUUCACACCGGGGGAGAAGGCCCUAAUAUUCCCUUUUUGCCAUCACCCUCCUCUCAUCUAUAGAACACAAAGUGCUUUCCACUCCAGGAGAAUUCAUCUGAGUAGCAGAAACUCCACAGACAAGAGACAAACGAAACUUCAGAGUGCUCAAACAGUAUUCCAAAAAACUACUUGUCACCAGUUCAGCCUUCAGGACCUUUUGGUGAUCUCCAGCCCAGGUCGAGUGGACCCGCGACCUAGGAAAAGCAAUACCCUAACUUCAGGGGAUAUUCCGACGGGCAGGGCCUGAGCAGAACUGUGGCACUGUUUUGCCUCCUGAAGUCUGAGAGAUGCUCACUCCUGUAGACAAUCUGUUCAUCGGGAACUGACAGAAACAUUUUGUUGUUUCUUUUCAAAUAUACUCCUUGGUGAUUGCCUCCAGUUAUACAGCUUCCAUAGCAUGAAACAUCAAUGUGUCACCAAUGACAUUUGCAUUCAAAAAAAAAAAACCAAACCAAGUCAGGCGUUUGUGGGUGUCUUGAUGUGAACCUGUCGUACUGGAACUUGAUGUACAUCUCUUCCCUUUGGCCAUGUCUGCUUACUGCCAACUCUUGUUUUAGUUUAGUGAAAAAUUCUUUUAUAAGAAGAAUUCCAGUGUGAUGUCUGCUCUAUUCAAUUGAACAUCAGCCAUUAAGGGGAAAAUUCCCUGCAGUGAAUUUCAGCUGCACAACUCCUAAUAAUAUCAGCUGGAACUGCACAGCUGAAUCCUUGCAGCAUAAUUUGAAAAUUUACCCUGAAAUGUGCAGGACAAAUUUAUUUUAGCUAAUGUAGAGUGAAGUUCCAGUCCUGACUUUUAACAAGAGUUCAAAGGAAAUAAAAAUGGGCAGUAUAGUGUAGAAGGGCUUUUACUUUUCAGGGCCACAGAAAGCAAAGGCAAAAAGCUGAAACAAAAAGCACAAUGGGUACAUACUGUGGCAGAGUAGUGAAGAUGCUUUCUAUAUUGACAGAAGGAGUUUUUCCAUCAAUGUAGAUAAUCCACCUCUCUGAGGGCUGGUAGCUAGGCCUACAUAAGUAUUCUUCCAUUGACCUAGCUGCGCUACAUUGGAGGUUUGGUUGACCUCACUAUGUCGCACAAGGCACAAAACUUUUCAUAACCCUGAGCGACGUAGCUAGGUCAAUCUACAUUUUUAAGUGUGGACUCCCCCAAACAUGAUGCUGCAGGUCUUUAGAUUCUGUAGCGUUUGUAGUUUAGAUUCUUCCAUUCGGAGCCAGUAUUUUGCACUUAACGCUCUCAGAGAGUACUCAACCCUCAUAAAAAUGCCCUUUGUUGGCCCAGUCUCCAUCUGAUUAGUGGGGACAAGGUCUAAAAUCGCUGAGAGACGUUAAUUCAUUUAACGGGGCUGCUUCUUUUUCAAGUUGUGUUUCUGAACAUGCAUGUUUGAUUAUAAAAUUCGUAAUAGCAAUGGCUACUCAGAUCAUGCUGAAAGCCGUAAUACAGAGAGGAUGGAUGAAUGUGGUAUGGGACACGAGGGUGAGCAACGUAAGUGCUGCUAGUUAGGAAAUGCAUUUGUCUAUUGGAGAUGUGCUAAGAUCUACCACCUUUUCAUAAUGGAAAGUCUUUUAAAUAUUUGCAGUUGUGAACAAGGAAAUCCCCCUAGUUCAUUAUUAAUUAUCGUAUAUAGUGCCAACAACACUGCAGAUCUGCAAGAAGGCUCUCGCCCUUCCCAGCGGGCAUACAGUUCAAGCAUUGAUUUCAUUGGGAGUUUUACCCAAGUAAGGAAUGCAGGUUUAGGCCCUACACUCACAGGGCUAACUCCUCUGCUCUAAACCACCUUCAAGCUUGCACUGCUCUCCAGUGGGGCCUGUAGUGACCUCCAGCACAAAUUAAAAAAAAACAAGGGCUGCUCUAAGUUGCAUCAGCUUGUAAUAGCCCCCAAGGUUCAUUGGAGCACACUGCAUUUAGGUCUUGCCCUGUACUCGGGGAGGCAUGCGGGCCCUGGCAUAGAACCAGCUAGUCUAGCUGUAAACCAUCUGAGGAUUGCUCCACUCCAAGGGAAUCCCCAGACCCAUCAGCUUUAUACCAACUGAGGAUUCCCACGGGCCAACGGAAUCCCUACUACACAGCUUUAAGAUCUCUUUGGACCAUGUUCCAGGAUUGGUCCCAUAGCAACCAGUUCCAAAUUAUUUCACACAUUUUCCUCAAUCGGAACAGAAGUGUAAAUAAAAAGAACAAGAAGAUUUCUCCAGAAUAGGGAGGAACCUAGUCUGAGCAAGUGAGCUCUAGAUGAUAACUACUAUUCAUUAUUUUACAGUGCCUAAAGAUGUGAUAGAGCCGAAUACAAGUAGAAAGAGAGAGGUCCCUGCUCAAAGAAUUUACAGUAUCAUAUUAGACCUGACAGAACAACUGGGUAUAUUUAAUAGUAUGGAAGGGUGGAGUGAGGAAGAUCAAGAAUUCCAGCAACAAGACUUAGUUUCUUGAAUUAGGGUCAUGUAAUGGAAUUUCUACCAGCAGGAGGAAGAGGUUAUUUUCUUUCGUAGUUAAUAUUAUUAGAGAUUAUAAGCUCCUUUAUUGUGGGGUAUUACAGAAGGCUAUUUUAAGCCUACAUAGUCUCUUAAUGAUCUUUGAUCUUUUACAGUAUUAAAGGGAAUGUUUCAAGGGAAAAUAUUUAACUAUCUGAGAAACAAUGUUUCUGUUCUUACAAUUGGAAACGUUCAGAGGUGGUACAAAGGGGGGAAUCAAUGUUUUAACUUCUAAUUCCCCAAUGCCACCCUUCCUUCGCAUACGUUCAUGGUCUGAUCCAGAUUGAGAUAGCUGUAGGAAAAGAGGCUACAAGGAAAGCAAGAAGGAACUUCUAGGCCAUGAUCUUUGCAACAAGCAGUUUCUUUAGAAUUGAAAACCUGUCUUCUACAUUAGGGUUCAUUGGGCGGUUGCUCAGGAACAGCGUCACUUCAAAGCAAUCUCUUCCUCAAAGGCAUCAACAAUAUGUAUUGAGGCCCUUUCCUCUGGGAGAGGCUUGAAUUUGCAUGGACUUUUAACAUGAUUAUAACAAUCAGGGCAGAGCUGGCUCUCAUUAAAUGUUAAAGAUGAAAUUGAAUGUUUUGAAAAAAAAAUAUUAACCAUCACAUUCCAUCCAGAGACUAGCUGUGGGCUUAAAAUGCACAAAUUAAAUACAUUUUAAAACAAGAUCUUUGGAAAUCACAUUUCCUUGACAAGUUCUGAGUUUGAUUCCAGAUUUCUCCUACAAACAGCACUUGGAGUCCCAAUCCAGCAAACAUAUGAGUUUGUGACAAUGUGUCAUUAUUUUAGCUAUGGAUUUACCUCUCUUAUUUGGGAUAUGAAAUAAUUUUUAAUUUGUUUUUACAAAAGCCUCUAAUUCACCAUUAAAUUAUCAGUACAAAACCCCAGGACUAUAUGUUCCAAGCUGUGAAACCAUUUUAAACAGAGCUGUUGAAUAAUAUUUAUCAGAUAAUUAUUUGUGAUUUCCCCCUACCAAUCAACAGAUAAAUGGUGUGAAUUUUUUCUCAAUGAUUUAACCAACUCUGAUCAUUAGCAACAGACAGAUGUUAAGAUCUAAAAGCUACUAAUAGGGGCAUAUUAGAGACAUCGAUUUAGGGCUGCCACAGCUUUAACUACUUUGCAAUGAAUUAGAUUUGAUUAGCUUUUGGGAACAAUGGAAAAAUUCUUUUAGGAGUGACAGAAAGCUAAGUAGUGUUGAGCCUAGGUAAUAAAUGCGCCUUUGUUUAAUUGCUGGACAUUAAAAUACUCUUGAAACAUCCUCUCAAAAACACUUAUUGCCAUUACCUAACUAAAAUUGACCUGGGAAAUGACAAAAAUACCCCAGUCUGGACAGUCUCUCCACAAAAGAAUUAAUGGACACAAAUCUGACAUCAGGAAUCAUAAUACUAAAAAAACAGUGGGAGAACACUUUAACCUGUCUGGCCAUUCAAUGACAGACCUGCGGGCGGGUAUCUUACAACAGAAAAACUUCAAAAACAGACUCCAAGGAGAGACUGCUGAGCUGGAAUUGAUAUGCAAACUAGAUACAAUCAACUCAGGAUUGAAUAAGGACUGGGAAUGGCUGAGCCAUUACAAACAUUGAAUCUAUCUCCCCUUGUAAGUAUUCUCACACUUCUUAUCAAACUGUCUGUACUGGGCUAGCUUGAUUAUCACUUCAAAAGUUUUUUUUCUCUUACUUAAUUGGCCUCUCAGAGUUGGUAA
Messenger RNA from Malaclemys terrapin pileata, 6232 nucleotides. RefSeq names its product tubulin tyrosine ligase like 6 (gene TTLL6). NCBI's taxonomy places the organism in Eukaryota, Metazoa, Chordata, Testudines, Emydidae. Gene Ontology annotation, molecular function: tubulin-glutamic acid ligase activity; tubulin binding. Gene Ontology annotation, biological process: protein polyglutamylation; microtubule cytoskeleton organization. The record is from RefSeq and is a predicted model, not a curated record. The transcript is spliced from 14 exons. Gene Ontology annotation, cellular component: cilium. The coding region runs from base 140 to 2323 and encodes 727 amino acids.